Monoraphidium neglectum is the source of this 2469-nucleotide messenger RNA. RefSeq lists its product as hypothetical. The record is from RefSeq and is a predicted model, not a curated record. The transcript has a single exon. NCBI's taxonomy places the organism in Eukaryota, Viridiplantae, Chlorophyta, Chlorophyceae, Sphaeropleales, Selenastraceae. Bases 1 to 2469 code for a protein of 822 amino acids.
AUGUUUCAGCUGCUUCGAGAGGAGUUCACAACGGACGCGAGGCUCGCCACGGCAGUCGCCGCCUUGCGCCCGCCAGGGGCGCUCGAGGCCGUGUUCUUAGCGGGGCUGCUGGCCCCCCUACCCCAAGAAUGCCCAAAGGACCUUAGCCGUGAACUGUGCAAGCAAUUUGAUCCUGUGCAGCUGAUGGUCGCGUUGACAGAGGUGUUCAUCACCGCCGAGCAGCAGGCGGCGGCGCGCGGGGCCGUUCUCGGGGCGGAGGGGCGCGCGGCGCUCGCGGCGUGGCCGGCGCUGCUGGCGAGCGCGGCGGGGGCCGCUUGGGACGUAAUCUGUUCGCGCCUGGCCAAGGGCGGGGACGCCGCGCUCCCCGCCGCCUCGCUGGCGGGGCUCCUGCCCAUCGCCGUGCGGCAAGACGCAGCGGCCAUGGCAGCGCUCGCUGCUGCGGCCGCGGCGCACGCAGCGCGCGUCUUCCCGCUGCUUGCGGCGUCUGCGCGUGUGCCUGGCUUGGAGCCGCAUGUGCCGUUUUGGAUCUGGCGUGCGAUUCGCGAACUGACCAUCGCUGGCCCCGUCGACGCUAUCUUGGAAGCCUGCGGCGGGGUGCUGGCAAGGCAUGCGCUUGGCUUCAUCGGCCAGUCCGCCCGCCGCGUGCGCGGCGCCGAGGUCGACGGAGGCCCAUACGUUCUUGCAGCGACCUCACAAGCCGCGCGCUUCCUGGUGCACGCGACCAAGGCUGAGCUGCAACCUGGCGCCGCGCUGCGCGUCAGCUGCGUCGCGGCCGCGCCGGGCGCGGCAGCUGCGCUGGUCUGCGGCGCACGAAUGGGGCUUGCGGCGGUGCGCGCCAAGGGAGACGCCGCCUGCGUCGAGGGCCUUAUCCUGGCCAACAUAUUUCAGUUGAUGGCAAUGGUGGCUUUCGUUGAGGCUCGGGUGGACCACAGCACCGGCGGCGGCGGCGGUGGUGGCGGCGGCGGUGGUGGCGAGGACAGGAUUAGGGCCGGCAGCUGGCUGGGGUUGCUGCACGCCUUGGGGGCUCUGCCGCUGGUCGCCAAUGCGCUGGCCGUGCCGGGGCUUGCGGGCGAACGCAAGGCUAUGACUGCACUUGCUGCGGCAGUGCUGGCUUACAGCUCUCCUGAGCAGCAGCAGGACCUGCAGCGGCAGCAGCAGCAGCACGCGCAGCACGCGCAGCACGCGCAGCACGCGCAGCACGCGCAGCACGCGCAGCACGCGCAGCACGCGCAGCACGCGCAGCAGCAGCAGCAGCAGCAGGCGUUAACCGCGGGCGGCACCGAAACAGACGCGACAGACGUGCGGCGGCGCGCCUGGGUGGCACUGGUGGACGUGCGCACCAACACCAGCGUUAGGGUGAUGCGGCUGCUCUGCGACUUCCAGCGGGCGGGCAGGGGCGACCUGGCUGCGACGCCGGGGGCGCUCGCGUUUGCCGCUUCCCAGGCAGCAAGCCUGGACGCCCGCGAGGCGGACAAGGGGGCUGACCUCCUGAGAGUCGUCGAGGAGUGGGCGGCGUCAGAGUGGGCGCAGCACGGCGCUGGCGGCGCCCGCAGCGGGUGGGCCGACAACACCAGCAACAAUCACGGCAACUGCAAGAAGGGUGGCGGGCCAAAUGAGAAACAGGCAGACCAGCCGAGCCCAACUGGCGGCGGGGAGCAGGCAGCCGCUGGGCAGGCUGAGGCGGCGGCGGCGGUGGAGCGCGCAGAGCGGUCCUUGGAGGGUCUCCUGCGCUUGGCUGCCGAGGCGGCGGCGGCCGGCGCCGCCUCAGCAACAGCAGUGGAGGCGGAGGCGCGCGCAGCGCUGGCGGAGCUGCGGGUGAGUGGCGCCUGGGAGCAGGCGGCGCAGCAGCGCGAACUGCAAAGACAUCGGCAGGAACAGCAGCAGGAGCAGCGUAGCGAGCAGCAGCAGCAGGCGAAGGAGGAUUGCGCUGCAUCAGCCGAGGCCAUAUCUGCAGCGAAAUCGCCCCAGCAACGGCAACGGGAGCAGCAGCAACCGGAGCAGCAGCAACCGGAGCAACCGGAGCAACCGGAGCAACAGCAGCAGCAGCAGCAGCAGCAGCAGCAGCAGCAGCAACAACAACAGCCACGGCAGCCCCAGGCGGCGCAGCAGCAUCAGCCGUCGCCGCCGCUGCAGCGGCAGCAGGAGGAGCAGCAGCCGCAGCAGCAGCACCCGCAGCAGCAGCACCCGCAGCUGCAGCAGCAGCAGCCGCCGCAGCAGCCUCAGCAGCAGCAGCAGCAGCAGCAGCAGCCGGGCUCCAGGGGUGCCACCUGCCGUCAGAUCGCAGCAUGCGCUGCGUGCAGCGCGGCCGAAGGCGCCGCAGGCGCGCGGCUGCACCUGUGCCGCGGCUGCCGUCUGGCGUGGUUUUGCUCUGACGAGUGCUACAUGGGCUACUGGCCGGCGCACAAAGCGGUGUGCCGCGAGGAGCAGGCGCGGCGGGCGGGGCAGGCGGCGAUGGCGGGGCCCGCGUAG